Messenger RNA from Sorex araneus (European shrew), 1580 nucleotides. RefSeq names its product zinc finger protein 223 (gene ZNF223). NCBI's taxonomy places the organism in Eukaryota, Metazoa, Chordata, Mammalia, Eulipotyphla, Soricidae. The record is from RefSeq and is a predicted model, not a curated record.
AUGGCUUCCUUAGGUGAGGCAAAGUUCAAAAUUAGACAGUUUCAGAAGUGGAACCCUAUAAAAAAACUCUCCUGCUGGCAGAUCUAGCAACAAAUCACAAGUGAUCUAACUCAGUGUCUAGAUUCCAUGUUGAAAAGUUCACAAUUCUACAAACCAGGUGAUUCACUCUGACAUGUUGGGGCAAGAGUGCCUAUAGCUCAGACAGCCCAGAAAAAUUAUCAGAAUAAUGACUAUAAAAAUGGCUUCAGGGAUGUCUCCAACUUUGAUCUUCAUCAACAGAUCUGCUCAGAAGAGAAAUCUCAUACAUGCAGUGACUGGGGAAAGAACUUCUGUUACAGCUCUGCACUUUGUAUUCAUCAGAGAGUUCACUUGGGAGAGACACGGUAUAAGUGUGAUGAGUGUGGCAAAGAAUAGAGUUCACAUCUGCAAGCGCAUCAGGAAGUCCACACUGCAGAGAAAUUUAAACCUGAGCAGUGUGGGAGAGGCUUCAACCAUCGAGCAACACUUCAUGUUCAUUGUAAAGGCCACACAGGAGAGAAACCUUACAAUUACAGGGAGUGUGGAAGGGCUUUCACUCAUGCCUUGCAUCUUCAAGAACAUCAGAGAAUCCACACCGGAGAGAAACUAUUCAAAUGUAGCAUAUGUGGUAAAAGCUUCCAUCUUAGAUCAGCAUUUAAUUGCAUAAAUCUCACGGAAGAGGAAACAUACAAAUGCUUAGAAUGAGGGAAGUGCUUCACUUGUAGUUCUAAUCUUUACAGCCAUCAGAGACUGCACACAAGAAAAAAAAAUACAAAUGCUAGGGCUGUGGGAAAAGCUUCAUUCAAACAUGACAGUUUCGUGUCCAUAGGAGAUUCCACACAGGAGAGAAACCAUAUGCAUGUAACUUGUGUUGUAGGGGCUUCAAAGUUUUCAAGCUUAUCAUGGAAUACAUAGGUGAGAAACCAUACAAAUGUAAUGAGUGUGGGAAGAGCUUUAGGAUGAAAGUUCAUCAUCAGCUCUAUUUGAUAGACCACACCGGAGAGAAACCCUACAAAUGUGAGGUCUGUGGGAAGGGUUUCUGGCAGAGUUCCUAUCUCAAAAUCCACCUGAAUUAGGAGAGUAUUUCCCACAGUGUUGGGAAACCUUAUAAGUGUGAGGAGUGGGCAAGGCUUCACCUAGAGUUCCAGGUUUCAGAUUCACCAGCUGAGCCACACGAGUAAAAAGCCAUAGAAGCAUGAAGAAUGUGGGAAGGGAUUCAGUCGCAGAGCAGAUCUUAAAAUCCACUGUAGAAUCCACACAGGAGAGAAGCCCUAUCAUUGUGAGGAGUGUGGGAAAGUCUUCAGGCAGGCCUCAAUUUAGUUGGCCCACCAGCAAGUCCACAGUGGGGAGAAACCAUUCAGAUGUGAAGUGUGUGGGAAGAGCUUCAGCCACAGUUCUCACCUGCAGGCCCACCAGAAAGUCCACACGGGGCGAAGCCCUACAAAUGUGUGUGGGAAAGGCUUCAAGAGGAGUUGAAUCUUGACAUGUGCCAGAGGGUGCCAUACAAGUGUGGGGAGUGUGGCAAGCACUUUAGUGAGGCCUUCAGUGUUCAGCUUUAUCAG